CCGGCAAAUAGAACAGACGUCGCUCGAAAAUGUUCACAACUCUCCUAAUAUUUGUGUCGAUUGUCGUUUUAUUUUAUAAAUAUGUGACGUAUCGUCAAAGUUAUUGGAAGCGAAAAGGUAUCAAAGGUCCCAAACCGACAUUUCUUGCGGGAAAUUUGUUCAAUUCUUUCUUGCAAAAGGAAGCAUUUGCUGAUGACGUUGAUCGGAUUUACAAGCAAUACAAGGAUCGACAAGGCGUAAUUGGCAUAUAUCAGCUUUUGAAACCUACGUUGAUGGUCACCGACUCGCAAAUCGUAAAACAUGUUUUGGUUGAAAACUUUAAAAAUUUCCACAUGAAUGGCUUUGAAAAACUUCUAAAUGAAAAAUCAGACCCGUUAUUGGCUUACAAUCCAUUUUUCCGAUCCGGAGACGCAUGGAAAGACAAACGUUCGGAAGUUACGCCAGCUUUUUCUCCUGCUCGUAUUAAGGCGAUGUACCCCUUGAUCGAGUCGGUGUGUGAAAAAAUGAAGGAAUAUAUUGAAAAAGCCGCAAAUUCUGGGCAAGCGCUCGAAGGAAAAGACCUUUCAUCACGUUACACUUGUGAUGUCGUCACGAAAUGUAUUUUCUCCGCAGAUGCCAUGUCUUUCGAAAAUGAGAACAACGAGAUACGGAAACAAGCUGCCAACAUCUUUGGAUCGUCAUUUUUCUCCAUUAUUUUCUUCACAAUGAUGGAAAUUUGUCCUGCUUUGUUCAAAACACUUCGUAUUGGGUUCGUACCAAAGGCAACUGAAGCAUUUUUCCGAGAUUUGAUGCGACAAGCGAUCGAUCAUCGUCAAAAAAGUAACGUCAAUAGUCAGGAUUACCUUGAUUUCUUGCUGCAAAUGCAGAAAAAGAAGGGACUGUCAGAUUUGGAAGUUGCUGCUAGCGGAAUUACGUUCUUCUUGGAUGGCCUUGAGACAUCUGCUGUUGGAAUUUCGUACAUUUUAUACGAGCUUGCCAGUAACAAAGAAGUUCAAGACAAGUUGCGAGAAGAACUGAAAUCAGCUGAAAAUUUGGAUUAUGAUACUCUUGUGAACCUACCUUAUCUAGAUCAAGUAUUCCAUGAAAGUUUACGGAUGCAUCCUCCAGCGGGUUUUCUCAAUCGUGUGUGCACUGAACCCAUUGAACUUGACAUUGGGAAAGAAAAAAAAUUCUUCGUUGAAAAAGGAACCACAUUACUUCUUCCAAUUCACUCCAUUCACUAUGACGAUGCCAACUACGACGAACCCGAAAAAUUCAAACCUGAUCGUUUCAACGAUGGCGCCAUCAAGGAUUAUCGCGAUAACGGCAAAUGGUUGACUUUCGGCGAUGGACCUCGUACUUGUUUGGGACAGCGAUUCGCAAAAGCACAAUCCAAAGCUUGUAUCGCCACGAUUUUGUUGAAUUUUGAAAUUUCCGUGAAUGAAAAGACCAUGACACCAUUGCGUUUGGACCCAAAAGACUUCCUUGGAUCAGCUCUCGGCGGAAUUUGGCUUAAUUUUAAGAAAAUUAACAAUUAAAGUAUUCAAUGUUGCACUGAAAAGUUCAUUUAAGUAACAAAUAAACGAUUGUUCAUUCA
Culicoides brevitarsis is the source of this 1576-nucleotide messenger RNA. Its product is annotated as probable cytochrome P450 28a5. Bases 30 to 1517 code for a protein of 495 amino acids. Gene Ontology annotation, molecular function: oxidoreductase activity, acting on paired donors, with incorporation or reduction of molecular oxygen; heme binding; iron ion binding. The transcript is spliced from 5 exons. The record is from RefSeq and is a predicted model, not a curated record. Lineage: Eukaryota; Metazoa; Arthropoda; Insecta; Diptera; Ceratopogonidae.